UAAUUAAUUAAAGUACCAAACACAGCUUACUAAGCAUGGAAUCUAGCUAAACAAAAGCACACUCACUCCUCUUUUUACAAUUCUUCUACUUCUCUGCCUUUCUCACUCAGUCACUCCGCUCUCUCCCAAACCCAAACUCUUCACUCUUUACUCAAAAUGGGCAAGUGGUGUGGUGCUGCAUAUGUUGUGCUUUUCUUGGCGACUCAUUUGGCUGCAGCUAUUGAAGAUGGUCUAUUGAUAAAUGGAGAUUUCGAAAGCCCACCAGCAGGUGGAUUUAGAAGCCCAAACGACGGAUCAGGAGAUGGGCCAACAACAGUUCCAGGAUGGGAAACAAAGGGUACAGUAGAGUUAGUGUCAGCAGGUCAGAAACAAGGUGCUAUGAUCUUGAUCAUCCCAGGAGGAACACACGCCGUUCGAUUAGGCAACGAGGCACAGAUUAGCCAAGAUAUAAAGGUUGAAAAGGGGUCGGUGUAUGCUGUCACAUUUAGUGCUGCUCGUACGUGUGCACAGCUUGAGUCACUUAAUGUAUCAGUAGUACCCACACGAGCAUCAUCAGCUGUUGAUCUUCAAACAGUGUAUACUGAUCAAGGCUGGGAUUCAUAUGCGUGGGCAUUUGAGGCAGAUGAUGAGGAUGUCAAGUUGAUCUUGAUGAAUCCUGGGAUGGAGGAGGACCCCACUUGUGGGCCCAUUAUUGAUGAUGUUGCUAUUAAGAAGAUGUUUGUACCUGAUAAGCCCAAAGAUAAUGUGGUGCUGAAUGGUGACUUUGAAGAAGGCCCAUGGCUGUUCAAGAACGAGUCCCUCGGUGUCCUCCUUCCUACCAAUCUUGACGAGGAAGCAACCCCAUUACCAGGCUGGAUUGUUGAAUCAAAUCGUGCUGUUCGUUACGUUGAUUCAUUCCACUUUGAUAUUCCACAGGAAAAGAGAGCCAUAGAACUGCUAUCAGGAAAAGAAGGGAUCAUAUCCCAAAUGGUUGAGACAACACCACAGAAAGACUACAUCCUAAGCUUCUCAAUGGGACAAGGCGGAGACAAGUGCAAAGAGCCCCUCGCUAUUAUGGCAUUUGCUGGGGAUCAAGCUCAAAACUUCCAUUACACACCCGACUCAAACUCCACCUUCCGUCGAGAGGGCCUCAACUUUACGGCGAAGGCCGAAAGGACUCGGAUUGCCUUCUAUAGCGUGUAUUACAACACUAGGACUGAUCAUAUGAGUUCUCUUUGUGGUCCUGUGCUGGAUGAUGUGAAGGUGUGGGGGGCAUCUGGUUCUUCCAAGAUUGGUCUUGGAAUGUUUGGUUUUGGGGUUUGGAUUUUAGUACUCAUUUUGGUCUAGAUCUUAAAACUGCAGUGAGUGUGCUAUCUAAGUAUUUAUAUAUAUGAUUAGAGGAUGUUGUAGCCUGUAGGUUUUGGAUUCUGAUCUAUAGCGAAGGCUAUCGAUGUAGUGCUGCUAGUGCUAAAUACAUAAGCUUUGAUAAUAGAUAUUUUUUGUUGUAGAA
Messenger RNA from Beta vulgaris subsp. vulgaris (sugar beet), 1489 nucleotides. RefSeq lists its product as hypothetical. The transcript has 3 exons. The record is from RefSeq and is a predicted model, not a curated record. Bases 157 to 1326 code for a protein of 389 amino acids. Gene Ontology annotation, cellular component: plasma membrane. Lineage: Eukaryota; Viridiplantae; Streptophyta; Magnoliopsida; Caryophyllales; Amaranthaceae.